Monodelphis domestica (gray short-tailed opossum) is the source of this 2730-nucleotide messenger RNA. It is a transcript of the gene PAX1, whose product is annotated as paired box 1. Lineage: Eukaryota; Metazoa; Chordata; Mammalia; Didelphimorphia; Didelphidae. Gene Ontology annotation, molecular function: RNA polymerase II cis-regulatory region sequence-specific DNA binding; DNA-binding transcription factor activity, RNA polymerase II-specific. Gene Ontology annotation, biological process: regulation of transcription by RNA polymerase II; anatomical structure development. The record is from RefSeq and is a predicted model, not a curated record.
GGAGCUGCCGCCGAGCGAAAUGACGGGAACCAAUGAGAUGCCAAUGAACGCGUCUCCAGCGUGACCGCCGAGAUUGACGUGGAGGACACGUCAAAUUGAUCCGAAUACACUGAAGCCUCCUGGUCAGAUGAAUUUAUCCCAAUCGGAUGAAGAUCACCUUGGGGUUUUAGGGCUGCCGGAGUUGGAAAGUGUCCUGGGAGAGGGCCGCCAAAGGGAAACAGGGAGGCAGCGCCGCCGGGCUCCGGCUCCCGCUCCGACUCCCGCUCCCCAGCAGGAGCGUCUCCAGUUCGAAGUGGGGCCGUGGUUCGCCGCUUUCGCUCUCCCUCCCUCUAUGUAUCUCCGCCCGCAUCAGAGCACACCCGGACUGCGCCCGGCCCAACCCCAGCAGUUGCUCGGGAGCCAGGCAGCCGGCCUUGCGCGCUGCUAUGGAGCAGACUUACGGAGAAGUGAACCAACUGGGCGGUGUUUUUGUCAAUGGGAGACCCCUGCCGAAUGCGAUCCGACUGCGGAUCGUGGAACUGGCCCAGCUAGGCAUAAGACCAUGCGAUAUCAGCAGACAGCUCCGAGUGUCUCACGGCUGUGUGAGUAAAAUCCUGGCGAGGUACAACGAGACGGGUUCCAUCCUCCCCGGAGCAAUUGGAGGGAGCAAGCCCCGGGUCACCACUCCGAACGUGGUGAAGCAUAUCAGGGACUACAAACAAGGAGAUCCGGGCAUUUUCGCCUGGGAAAUUCGGGACAGACUCCUGGCCGAUGGGGUCUGUGACAAAUACAAUGUGCCUUCGGUCAGCUCCAUCAGCAGGAUCUUGAGAAAUAAAAUCGGGAACCUGUCCCAGCCCAACCCUUACGAGGCCACCAAGCAGCCACCCCCACAACCGGCACUGCCUUACAAUCAUAUUUACCAGUACCCUUACCCCAAUCCCAUGUCACCCACUGGGACCAAGAUGGGGAACCACCCAGGAGUUCCUGUCUCUGCGGGACAUGUCAGUAUCCCUAGAUCCUGGCCCUCUGCUCAUUCUGUCAGCAACAUUUUGGGCAUUCGAACUUUUAUGGAGCAAACAGGGGCACUGUCGGGGACUGAGGGCUCUGCCUAUUCCCCCAAAAUGGAAGACUGGGCCGGUGUGAAUAGGACUGGUUUCCCGGCCACACAAGCAGUGAACGGAAUUGACAAAGCGGUUAUGGAAGCAGACAUCAAAUACCCACAGCCCACUCCAAGUCUUUCCACUGUGGGCAGUUUCCUCCCAGCCUGCGCCUAUCCUUCCUCCAACCAGCACGGAGUGUACGGCGGACCUGGAGGCGGCUAUCUUACUCCUGGUCAUCCCUGGCCUGCGCAAGGCAGUCCCCUGGCUCAUCACGGACCCGGUGUGACCGUGCACGGGGGAGACCUCGCCACCGCCAUGGCGUUCAAACACCCCAGUCGAGAAGUGGCAGAUCGAAAGCCUUCCAGCCCAGUCGGCAAAUCCCAAGACACCCUUAGUAAUCUACACGGACUGUCUAUCCCGGCUUCGUCUUCCUAGGGAGGAGCAGCGGCUUCCAGGCGCCGGAGCGAAAGAGACCUGAGAAGGGGUGGGACCUGUGAGAGGGGAGGGAGGCUUGGAAGUGGAGAUCAGGUGGGAAUGGGUACCUGCAAAAAUUGCAAGCGAAUUUUUAAAAGUUCUAGGAGGAUGCUCUGAUGCAGCAUGAAACUUUGGGGAAGGAGAAGGAAUGGAGAGGAAACUGGAACUGAGAUCCGCUCAGUACCCUGAGAGGACCUAGGUUAUUUCACCAGGGUCAAUGCCAAGCUGCCCGGGGAAGGGCCAAGAAGCAGCAGCCCGCUGCCAGCCGAAAGGAUUUGCUUUCCAACGAACUCCCAUCUGCCCCUAUCCUCCUUCCCCAGUCUGGGAAAGAAAAGGGUAACUCACUUUUUCGUUUAUUUCUUGUCUAUUUUCAGUUUCUCAUCGUUAACUGAAUUAUUUAACUUUGACAGACUUUUAAAAAUUCUUUCUCCACUGACUAUAUGUAUUUCCAUUCUAGACUUUCUCGUCUACAUUUUGUCUUUUCAUUCUUCUUUUCCGGGUUCUCUCUCCUUUAUUUUGGUUCUCCUCUUUAUUUCCCCCCAUCUGCUUUUCUUUCUGCCAAUAUCUUUCUUCUCUCCCUUACCCUCGUCUUUCCCUUUUGUUUUUACUAGUCUUUUUUUCCUCAGUAUUCUUCCCCAUUCCUGUGUUUUCUCCACUGCAUUCUUUUGCUUAGAGCUGAAAAUAACUUUAGAGAGCAUCUAAUGAUUAGAUUUUAAUCCAGGUCCAUCACUUUUUGGAUGAAGGUCCAGAGGCCUAGUUUUUGCUCUUUUCCAUCUCCCUUUUUUUAACUCUCCCUUUCACUGUUUUACUAUUUUUCCCUUUCAAUAAGUGGAUAAGUGCCUAAAUUCAUGGACCUUCCUUAUCCCCAAGCAUAAACCUUAGAACAUUCAACCUAUCUUCUGAACUCCUAAACCCUAACCUUCCUUUGAGCUUCGCAGACACCAGCCUCUGCCCAGACUUCUUUCUGUUUUGCAAGUGGCCAAAGAAUCAGGUCAACAGGCUUCCAUUCUCACCUGCCUUCUCUCUUGAAGACCCAGUGCUGCACAGAGAGCCUGUAUUGCCAGACGUUCACAAUAGGAACUGUGAUGAUUGCUUCACUGCCUAGGGAAAUGGACAAAAAAGUCACAGCAUUUUAUUUUAUAUUUUUAUAACAUGAAUAAAAAUCCAAUGAAACUGC